AUGGCAUCAAAUAUAUUACGCGAAAGCUGGAGUAUUAAAAUUGUACCGAUCCCUGUGAACAUUUCGUUCACCGAAUUGGCUAAGGCAAUAGAUUUGCCAACGUCCCGCGUAUUCAUUCCAAAGAUUUAUAAAAACAACGAUCGUUAUGCAUGGAUAAAUAACUUUUCCAGUAAAGAAGAAGCCGAUCAAUUUGUACUGAAAUUGUCAGCUUCAUCAAUUUUUGAUGCAACUGUAAAAUUUGAAGUGAAUACAUCGAAAAGCACUAGCGCAGUUACUACGCAUCCAUCGCAUCAAGUCACAAUACAUCCCAUAGCACCAUUAAUGAAUCAAAAAAAGCAAGAUAGACGAGAUGAUUAUAAUCCGACUAACAGGCAUGUAGUUCGUACGGCUAUGAUCACGGAUCGGAUACCCGAUUCUACAAUGGAAUCAAAGCAGCAUGCUUCUCAUCGACACCAGAAUAGAACUCAAGAUAAUUACAAGCCACAACAAACGUUCCAAAAACCACAGGAAUCAGGUUUAUUCACACUAAGGAAUACAACGAGAAAGACACAUGUUGAAGACAAGCAUCAGCUGUGUCGAUUUGCAAAUAAAGGAACUUGUCGCGACAAAAGUGACGAAUGCAAAUAUCGCCAUCAACGAUGUGAAAAUUUUGACUCGUGUUCAAUUGAAAAAUGUCUCCUUGCUCAUGGAAAAAAAGAGACGCCUCCAAACCUCCGAGCUGACCCAAAUGAUAAAGAUGAAGAUCGACAUAUUCGCCAUCCAAGUAGUCAUAGGAGUGAUUCAUGCUCCUCAAUGAGUUCAACACAAUCGAUGGCUACAAAAGCAAAGCCAUGUUUAAGUGGCGUUAAAUGCUUCAAAACAGAUUGCCUAUUUGAUCAUCCAAAUGGCUGGAAUCCUUGCUGCGAUGGAGCAAAAUGUGAAGAUUAUGAAUGCACUGCGAACCAUCCAUUUCAACGAAAAAGAAAAUGUAACGGUGGCAAUCAUUGCAAAAUUAGUAACUGUAAAUUCUUACAUCCGAAUACACGUUCCGAAGAAUGUUCUUUGCGUGCAAAAUGUCGAAAAUGGAAUUGCUCAAAGUUGCAUCCACGUUCUCGUGCUCAACUUUGUACUGAUAGAGAAGAAUGCACGAAUUUGGCUUGCUUAUGUUUACACCCACCUCAACGUGCCACAAUGCUUUGUCCCAUUGGAGCUGAUUGCCACGAUAUAUCUUGUAAGCUCAAUCACCCACCUGAACGACCAUCUUUAUGUGAUCAAUCAAAUGAUUGCUCAAAUUUUAAUUGCACACGCCUCCAUGGGCCGGAUUGGAAUCCAUGUGAAGCAGGAGAUGAAUGUGAAGACGAAGCAUGUACUAAAAUUCAUACACAUGAGCGCAAUAUCAAGCUUCAACAAAAAACAGCAACGCUCACCACCAUCAACAAUAACAAGAAGAAUCAAAAAUCAAAGAACUUGAAAACUCUAGAGCAGAGAAUGAAAGAUUGGGAGAAAGCUCAAUUGCCGAUUCUUGCUUAUCGAUCUGAAUUUUGUCAACGUCUUGAACAUGAACGUGUUUUGAUUGUGACUGCUGAAACAGGAAGCGGUAAGAGUACACAGCUACCUCAAUAUGCUGCUGAAGUUUUUGGUUCACUUGUCGUUUGUACUCAGCCACGUGUCGUUGCUGCUCUAUCGUUAGCUAAUCGCGUUGCAGAAGAAUAUAAUGGAAAAUCAGUUGGCGAAUCUGUUGGCUAUCAAGUAGGCAAUGCAAAUCGAGUAGCAGGAACUCAUAUCAUGUUUAUGACAGAUGCUGCACUCAUUCGUGAAAGUCAACGUGAUCCUAGUUUGAAACGUAUACGUGUUCUUAUUAUUGAUGAAGCUCAUGAACGUUCAUUGAAUACAGAUAUUGUUAUUGGUAUGUCGAAAAUUUUACUACAACAGCGUCCGGAUGACUUUUAUGUUGUGAUUGCUUCGGCUACAAUUAAUCCUACUCGUUUUCUUCAGUUUUUCGAUCGACCACAAAGUAAACCUCUCGAAGUAAAAGGACGGGUUUUCCCCGUUACUUGUAUUGAAAAGCCACCACCAUCUAAUUGCUCCGAACACAAGUUGAUUGAAUCCCAUAUUGUUCCUUCUGUCAUUGAAUUAUAUUCUCAUCAUGAAGGGCAUACACUCGUUUUUCUACCUGGUCAAGGUGAAAUUCAAAAAGCUCUCAAAAUGUUUAAUUCUAAACUUCCUGAUAAUUGUACUGCUCUUGCACUUUAUGGCUCCCAAUCACCUGAAGAUCAAGAAAAAGUCAUUAAAUUUAAUGACAAAAACAAGCGAAUGGUUGUUUUCUGUACAAAUGUUGCUGAAACAUCAUUAACGAUACCAAACGUUCGAUUAGUGAUUGAUUCUGGCUGGGCAAAAGAAGCUCGCUAUGAUGUUAAGCGUCGCGUCACCGUUAUCGAAACUGUACGUAUCUCACGAUCUUCGGCUGACCAACGAAAAGGCCGAGCCGGAAGAACUGCAUCUGGACACUGUGUACGUUUGUACGAAGAUGUUGAAUUAAAACGACCAAAUAUUGAGCCCGAAAUUUUACGAUCAUCACUUGAUCUCGUUUUACUCCAACUCAUUCGACUUUCUCUUGAUCCUAACACAUUUCCAUUUAUGGAUCAACCCACGAGCGAUGUGAUCAACCAAUCUGUUGAACUUUUGACUAAACUUAAGUGUAUAGACGAGCUAAAAAUUACGAAGAGAGGCGAAUUAUUCACUGAGCUUGGUCUUGAUCCACGUCUCAGUUCUUUUAUUGUAGAGAUUUACACAGAAUAUCAGAGUCUGUUAGAACUUGCAGUUGGUAUUGUUGCUAUACUUUCAGCGCCAGGCAACAUUUUCUUCAUGGGUGGACCGACAUUAGAAGCUAAGCAAGAAGCAAAAGAGCGUCUUGCUCUUUUAGCGCAUAAUCAUAAAAGCGACCUUAUUCAUCUAUAUUCAGUCUACAGCGCAUGGAAAAAUACUGGUGCAAAAGCAACGAAAGGCAAAUGUUCUGAAUGCCAAAGACAAAUCAAGUAUUGUAUUUGUCGGAUCAAGCAUAGUAAUGAAAAAGGCUUGAAUAAUAAAAUCCUACAGAAUAUUGAUAGUUCAUCUGCGACGAUCAUGAAGCAGAUUAAAAAUGCGAGUUGGCUACAACCUGGCAGUGAAAUGUCACAAAAUGCGAUGGAUAUUAUCAGUAAACAACUGGCUCUAUUCUUUCCCGAACAAUGUGGUUACUUACUUGUUCCACAAUUGCCAACCGAAGGCGCACGACUAAUAUCAACUGAUAUACGUGCAAAUAUUGCCAACGCUAGUGUGUUCAUGCAGAAGCUUCAUGCCGAUACAAAUCGUGAACUUUAUCAACACUUCGUUGCUAUGACCAUCACUCAAUUGACGUCAGGAAAUUAUAUUAUCGAAAAACUUCAUCCAAUACCUAGAGCAAUAGCAACAGCUCAAUCAUCAAUAAAAAGUUUGAUGACCAUUGAAAAUAUCGGAUCUGAAGUAUAUUAUCAUAUGCGUCAAAAACUCAACACUUAUCAAUCAGAACCAUGGGCAAAAUGGCUUGUCUACCAAUACGAUCGCGUUUACUGCCGUCUUAGUCUUUGGGGUCUCGAAAACGAUAAAAUGAUAAUCAUGCCGAUCGUUGAACGCAUUCAAAAUGAAACAUUAAAAAAGCUUUUAGAAGCUCAUGAACUAUUGGAAUGUGGAACAAUUAAGGCCAAUUUUCAGGGUGGUCUCAUUUGCACGCACAUCAAUAAAAUGGCCAAUGCCUUAAAGGUUGAUCUUCAAAAUGUGCCGAAACAAACAGUGAAUGAGUUAAAAAUUUGGCUGAAAAAGAUCCUCGAUAUCGAAUGGGAUGAAAUUAAAGAGCACAGUUUUUAUACGCCAAAAGUCGAAACAGAGCAGAAAAACAGUAAUGACGAAAGUAAACAUUUAUGUCUGGUAUUUAAAACAGAAGAUGCAUUUCGAAGAACCGUAAACAAAAUUCCUUCUUACUACAUGAGUGAACAAUGCAAUAAUAGUGGAACUCGUAAAGACACAGAGAAAGAAAUUUGGGGUCGAGAGCUUAUUAUUGAAACUCCAGACAAUGUGAACGAUAACGAUAUUAUCAAUCUAUAUGGUGCCGAUGUGAUCAUGAAAUGUUUACAGUUGAACAAGAAAGAUGAAAAAACACAUGUACAGUCGUCACUUAAAUUAAAUAACUUACCAAUAGAAAGUGAUGAAGCUUUCCUUCGAGAAUGCCUUCGGAAGGAUGGGGGGCCUAAUCCAAAACAUGUACAUGUUGGAUGUACUAAAAAUAAUUUAAGCGGCUGGGCAAAAGUAACAUUUGCUGAUCUGCAACAGCGUAAUAAGGCGGCAAUGAUUUUUGAUUUAGCACUGUGUCAGAAUUCAUUUCCAAUAACUAUCCAAGGAAAGAAAGGUCCUAUGCAAAAAUUUAUUCAAACAACAUUCUCGAUCGAUGAGGAUGCUAAUGCUGCACAUUGUGUUGUCAAAAAUCGUUUUCGUAUUAUUCUUACCAGUCGUGAAGUUGCCUUACGCAUAUUUUCUUCACCACCAUCAACAACAACGACUGCAAGCCUGGCAAUGGCAACCAAUACUACUAAUUCUACCGACCCAUCUCAAUGGACAGUCGACAGCGCAGCGACUGUAACUAUUAUGCGAACUGAUUUAUAUCCUGAUUUUGAAGAAAUUAUUAAUCGUAUUUGUAAUAAAUUUGGUGUCAAAGUCAAAUCCAAAGAUAUUCCAAACUUUGGCAAACGUUGUACAUUCAAUCACGGAAGUCCUCAGAAAACAAGUUUAGCUGCUUCAAUGCUCGCUCAAACAUUUGCACCAAUGAACAUAAGAUUGAAUACAGAUCGGCAAAAGGCAUUGUUCAAUGAACUAGAAGAAGUUGGUGAAAUGCAAAGAUGGGCAUCUGAAUUAGCACUAUGUAUCAAUAAAAACAAGUAUAACACAAAUAUUGAUAUUCGAGGACCACAAAUAGCACAAGGUCAGUUAAUGAGACGAAUCGCUGAUUAUUCCGAUAAAUUUGAUAAACGCUUUCGUGAGUACCAACUAAAUGCAACAGUGGCAGCUUUUUUUGGCCGACAAAAAGCAGCAUCAAACAAACUAAAACAAAUUGAUUCAAGAUGGUCAUCAAAAUAUUGUUCGGUAUACUUUAUUUUGAAAACAUCGACGAUUCUCAUCAUUGGUAAACCGAAAGUCUCGUUGACAGAUAUGAAUGAUUGCGAAAAAGAAGUUGUGCAGCUUUUAGACGAGCAAACUGUCAAGACUGAUAACGAAAACAGUGAAAAUGACGACGAGGAAGAAGACAAAGACGAUGACGAAGAUGUGGAAGAAAGCGCUGUGAAAAAUAUUCAAGUUAUGGGGCAGAACCGUCGAUGUGUGUUUUGUAAACAAAUAUCAUCGAUGUCUGCAAGUACCUUUCGUAUUUGUGGUCAUACAUUUUGCCGAUGUGCUGCACAAGCUCUCACUACAUAUCUUACAUUGCCCUUGGAAUGUAGAGAGUGUAAAUCGAACAUUCAUAUUCGUGAUAUUCAGAUCAUUUUCAGUAACGAUGAACAAUUAUUUUUGAAUUUACUCAAAAGUUCCAUUCAAGAUUAUUUAACAAAAAACGCAAAGCAAGAUGAUCGUGUAUUUUGUCCUAAUGAUGAAUGUGAUGGUUUGAUUAAACUUAAUCUUGACUAUCAAACUUGUCUAACUUGUGGUCAAAACGUCUGUCCUAAAUGUCAAGUCAUCGGCGAUGAAGUUCAUGUGGGACGAACAUGCGCUCAACUUCUUCAAGAAAAGAAACGUCGAGAGUUCUUACCUCAACUUUUUGAAGAAGCUAAAAAAUUUGUUCAAGAAAAUUGGCCAACAGAUGCUAAUAUGGUACCUAUUGGUCGAAUAGAUGAAAAUCCCUAUCUUGAAAAACAAUAUAAAACAUUAAAGCGCUUUUAUGAAGGUAUCAAAGCAUUGAAUCAUGAUUUGCCACCUGAUUUAGGAAAAGGGUUCUUUGCUUAUCAUGGUACACCCUCUGCAGCUAUUGUACCGAUUUGCCAAAGUGGCUUUGAUCCAAAACGCCGUUCUGGUCAAGUAUAUGGUCCUGGCGAAUAUUUUGGAGUAACGGCAAGUGUCUCGCAUGGUUAUGCUCAGAGAGGAAACCAGUUAACAGGAUCGAAUCAAAUGAUUAUUGCUUAUCUUCUACGGGGUUCACAUGUAAAAACCGUACAAAACUUUUGUUACGUGGUCGCUAAUCCGACAGAUUGGAAAUUCGCUUUUAACUUACCAGUUCUUAUUGUUACAUAUGGACUAACAGCAUCCAGUCAGCUAUCACCUUUCCCAAGUACAAUACUUGACUAUGUCGACGAUGAACCUUCAUGGAUUGCACCUUUCCGAUGGUAUUGGCGUCAAGAUAAUGGCCAAUUCGAACCCUACAAUGAUACAAUUAAUGACAUACUUGAAAAAUUUUAUCAACAAUGGAAGUUUCAUGGAGGACCAUCAACAGUUGAAACACCACCGCUCACUCGCUAUUUAGAUGAUAUUCCGCUACCGUAUAGGAUCGACUACAAAAAUAAUAAACAGACUAAUACGAAAACGUCUUAUACGCGAGCUAUUGAUCGUCGACCGUUGGAAAAGCAACCUGAUAAUCAAAAUUGGUUUUACCAUAAUGAGCAAAAUAAUUGGAUGCGUUAUGAAUUAUUGGUGCAAAACACGAUUGAGAACAAGUUUCAACUAUAUAGAUCUGGACAUGGGUCAGCAACCAUUGAUAUUCAUUUUCCUGGACGUCCUGAGACUUACGAGAUUAACUUUUUAAAAGGUCAACAAACAAACAAAACUACUAAUGCAGUUAGAAAUAUAAAACGUGAAUAA
This is a messenger RNA of Rotaria socialis, 6831 nucleotides long. NCBI's taxonomy places the organism in Eukaryota, Metazoa, Rotifera, Eurotatoria, Philodinida, Philodinidae. The record is from the annotation of a GenBank genome assembly.